Molecule: messenger RNA, 2684 nt
Organism: Misgurnus anguillicaudatus (oriental weatherfish)
Lineage: Eukaryota; Metazoa; Chordata; Actinopteri; Cypriniformes; Cobitidae
Gene: htr1d
Product: 5-hydroxytryptamine (serotonin) receptor 1D, G protein-coupled
Biological process (GO): chemical synaptic transmission; regulation of locomotion; positive regulation of MAPK cascade
Cellular component (GO): plasma membrane
Molecular function (GO): G protein-coupled serotonin receptor activity
Source: RefSeq, a predicted model, not a curated record
AGACAGAGAGAAAGGGAGAGAGAGAGAGAGAAUGAAACGGAAUACACCAGCACGAAACGGGACAGUGUACUCGCGUGUACUUUAGUAUAUGUGUCUUUGAAGGGACUACAAAAAUAUAUGUUUUUAUCAUAUGGAUACAGAUUUAAACAUUAGCGCCUUUUUAACGACUUCGUGUUUGGAGUCGCGUGUAACCAUGCAUUGCCUUGACCAUAUACGUAACAUAGGCUACUGAUGGAUGACAGAUGCGCGUGAACGAGUCGGCGCGAGGCACGGUACGUUACCGUUAAGAUGUAAAAGUGACUUUUUUGGAUACUGGACCUUAAACGGAUUGGUGAUUUUCGUUCAUUUGAAGUCUCAAGCUGACAGACGGACUUGUUGGAAUUGUGGAGAAGCUGCCCACGAGAGUCAAAAGGCUUCUUCUGUGAAACACAGUAAGAUGCCAACUCUGAAUGUGAUCGAGGACAUUCCCAUGAGCACAUCAAAGCAGAACAGGUCCCCUCAUUUGAAGACCACCUCUGGUUGAAGUAAGUCCCACAGAGUUUGCGGUACCAUGCUUGGCACUUUUCAUGUGGACUAACAUCUUCCUCUGGACAAUAUUUGAAGCUUUAAAUGUGCACCUUUUUGUCUUUUGGGAGACUGUAUCAGCUUUCUAUAGCAAUUGCAACUAUCAGCAAACUACCGGGAAUUAGGGAAUACUCUGGUCUAUUAGUCCCAAAACACAGGGGAAUUAAUUAAAAAGUCUUCCAGCUAUUCACAAGAGCAGAAAUUAAGAAAUCCCACAUCUAUAUAGUAAAAUAAAGGACAUUAAACGAAAUAAUGAGGGGAUCGGACCAUUAAGGGAAUACAUAUACUUUUUACAUAAUACAUAUACAAAGUUAUAGUGUCUGCAAGCAUGAAAUAUAUAUUACUUUUAGUUUUUAUGGAGUAAUUGUAUCUUCAGGUCAACAUCAUGCGUAGCACAUGUGAACCAAUAACAAGAUUCAGCAGAUGAACUAUGCAUUAUGGAUCCGUUCAACGGCACAGAUGAGUUUUUCCUCAUCAAUGCUACGGUCAGUCCCACAACCCUGGAACCCUUGGAUGAUGCCACACUCCUUAGCCUUCAGAUCUCCAUCUCUGCAAUGCUAGCAAUAGUCACUUUUGCCACCGCUCUGUCUAACGCCUUUGUGAUUGCCACCAUCUUUCUUACCCGCAAGCUUCACACCCCCGCCAACUUCCUGAUAGGCUCUCUCGCAGUGACGGACUUGCUGGUGUCUAUUUUGGUAAUGCCGAUCAGCAUCGUGUAUACGGUCAGUAAGACUUGGACGCUGGGACAGAUAGUGUGCGAUAUUUGGCUAUCAUCCGACAUAACUUUCUGCACGGCCUCGAUCCUGCACCUGUGCGUGAUCGCGUUGGACAGAUACUGGGCUAUAACUGACGCUCUGGAGUACUCGAAGCGGCGUACCAUACGGAGGGUGGCAAUUAUGGUCGCCGUAGUGUGGGUGAUCUCUGUGUCUAUUUCUAUGCCUCCUCUUUUCUGGAGGCAAGCCAAGGCUAGCGAGGAGCUAACGGAAUGCAUGGUGAACACGGACCAGAUCUCGUACACGCUGUACUCUACGUUCGGUGCGUUUUACGUUCCAACUGUUCUUUUGAUCAUUCUGUACGGCCGUAUAUACGUGGCAGCUCGUUCACGGAUCUUCAAAACGCCAGCAACGAGCGGGAAGCGCUUUACAGCAGCACAACUCAUCCAAAACUCGACCGGCUCAUCGCUCUGCUCCCUGAACUCCACGUCGAAUCAAGAGGGACAGAUUCAUCCCAGUAGUGGAGGAGUGGGUGGAGCGGGUGGAGCAGGUGGAGGUGGAUCUCCUCUGUUCACGAACAGUGUGAAAGUUAAGUUGGCCGAUAGCGUCCUGGAAAGAAAGCGUCUUUGUGCCGCUCGAGAGAAGAAGGCCACUAAAACCCUUGGGAUUAUCCUGGGGGCGUUUAUUGUGUGCUGGCUUCCAUUCUUCGUGUUUACUCUGGUGAUGGGGAUCUGUAAAGACUGUUGGUUUCAUCCUGUGCUCUUUGAUGUCUUCACCUGGCUGGGAUACCUGAACUCGCUUAUCAACCCAGUCAUUUACACUGCCUUCAACGACGACUUCAAACAAGCCUUUCACAAACUCACAAAGUUUAAAAGAUGCUACUGAGAGAGAAUAUGCUAAUCCACCUAUCGUCUUAUGACAUAUGCGACUUAAUUAGCCGGAAAUAUUUGAAACCUAUAAACUUCUUGUUGUUCAUCUGCUGUGGAAAACUUUAAUAGCCAUACCCGACAUAUAUUUCCAGAACGCAAUCAUAGUGUCAAUGUAGAUCAGUGUUUAAAGAAAUCUAAUGAGAGACCUUGUAAAAUAUUGUGCCAUAUUGUUGAUGCUUCCUUGUAGCUUAUGAAUGCAUGCUAAGAGUCUGAACCCAUUGCUAGAGAGCCACAUCCUGCUGUCUCCGUAUUCAAUAGCUAUCUAUGAACUGCCUUAUUUAACAGAGACUGAAAUUAAAAUGAAAUACAGACUUUAUUUUGAACUAAAGCAAGGUUGAGGUUUCCAUAGGAACAAGAAACAGUGCAUGGCCUCAGAGGAGCGUACUGAAAUAAAGGUUCAUGGAAAUUAGCCUAGACUCCCUAAAUAAAAUAUUAAUAACAGAACAUAAAAACAAGUUUUGUGUUUUCCUGCAUUCAU